AUGCCGAUCAAGUACAGCUGCGUGAAUGAUGAGAUGAGGCUUCUGGCCGAGCAUCCGGCUGGCGAGCAGUCGAAGCUUGCCGAGACGAUGCAGAAGGUCAUCGCUACUGUCCCGCCCAAGGAGUACCGCCAUAAGACGAUCGAGGACAAGGAUGGUGGCGUCAACUAUAACUACAUCAGCAACGGCGAGGGGUGCAUCGUGGCAUGCGUGACAACAAGUGACAUGCGUAUGCGUACCGUCUUCGCGUUCCUAGAAGCUGUCGAACCACUUGUUCGAGGGAAUGUCGGUUCACAGGGAUCUGAGUUACGCAAUGGAAAGAAGCUACUACAGCAGAAGAUGGAGUUCUACAACAACCCCCAGAACGAUAAGAUCACCGCGCUGAACGAUGAUAUCAAUCAGGUAGUGGAUGUCAUGAUAGACAACAUGGACAAGGUGCUAGCGCGUGGUGACCGUAUCGACACGCUGCACGAAAAAUCCUCAACUCUGGCGGAUCAGGCGCAGCAAUUCCAGCGGCGCUCGACGGAGCUAAAGCGGAACCUGUGCAUGAAGAAUCUGAAGCUCACCCUGAUGAUUGCCGGUGCCGUGAUUGUAAUGCUCAUCAUCAUUGUUCUGAUCGCUUGCAAGCCCAACUUUUCGCGCUGCCGUUAA
This is a messenger RNA of Leishmania braziliensis MHOM/BR/75/M2904, 648 nucleotides long. RefSeq names its product putative vesicle-associated membrane protein. Gene Ontology annotation, biological process: vesicle-mediated transport. The record is from RefSeq and is a predicted model, not a curated record. Gene Ontology annotation, cellular component: membrane. Bases 1 to 648 code for a protein of 215 amino acids. Lineage: Eukaryota; Euglenozoa; Kinetoplastea; Trypanosomatida; Trypanosomatidae. The transcript has a single exon.